Molecule: messenger RNA, 2751 nt
Organism: Sparassis crispa
Lineage: Eukaryota; Fungi; Basidiomycota; Agaricomycetes; Polyporales; Sparassidaceae
Exons: 12
Coding region: 1-2751 (916 amino acids)
Source: RefSeq, a predicted model, not a curated record
AUGACUGCCUUCAAUAUUUCCGACUCUGACCUGCUUGCUAUUCUAGACUAUGUCCGCACUCGCAAGGAUGUCCCUCCUCACAUUAUGGCUAUUCUUGAAAAUGUGGACAAGGCUUCACUCCCUCCUGAUGGUGUAUAUCCCACUCCCUCAUCUUCGCACAUACAGUCACCGUUUCCGAUGCAUGCUAGACCAUUGAACAGUCUCCCCUUACCAGUACCGGCAGGCUCUUCAGCCCUCCCUUCUAUCACGGAAGAGUCAAAUGAGGGUGAAGUUGUCCUUGGUUUAAUCACCAUCCGGGGUGCACCCAGCCCAGGACGGGACUCACCUCCUGUUCAGCCAGGCCCCAGACUCUCACCACCUCCUCAGGCUGAUGGACCUCCUGACGUUGAGAAUGUCGCUCAGCAAGAUCAAGUGGAUCAGUCUGAACGCUCGGACAACUCAGAUGGCUCGGACGACUCGAUCGAGGAACCACUUGCUCAAGCUGUACGGCGUUUGGCUGGCGCCCUCCCACUUCCCAGAGAUAAUUGCCCACGUGGAGGGGUACGUCCUCGCAAGCCUAGUCAACGGCGCAACCACCGACAGGGCCAACAUGGUGAGCAGGAUAUGUUCGAGGACCAUGAUCUAUUCGCAGGGGAGGGUGCAGAGGAAAACGAGAAUGAUGACGAUGAGGAGCCUGGGGACCCGGCAGGACAUGACAAUUUGCCUAAAGGCUCACCGGCAAAGUGGGGUAUUUCAGACCUUCCAGCUGCAUUGAAUGGGUGGCCAGGGAAGACUGCCACCAAAUUCCUCUGUGACCUCAUCAGUGGUGCUCAUGGUAAUUUCCAAGCACCGUCGGUCUCUAUAUGGGUAGAAUCAAUGAAGGACCUUGUUGAAGGACGAUCAUGGGAUGCUCACGAUGGCGCUUUCCGUACCAAUGCCCUGUGGGCUCUGGUGAGCCGGGUCAGUCGUGCAGAGAAGGUUUUGUCUGGUGCAGAGUUUGUAUCGAUGAUGACGAAGAUUCAGUUGGCGGCAAAGGUAGACAGCAUACAGAAAACUCGAAACACGCAGGUCGCGAAGGGCGGGAAGAUGACAAUGGCACAAGUGUACAGUCUCAUUUCCGAAGAACCUGAUGCUCCCAAAGAGAAGACGUUCUCAGAAUGGGUCGCGUUCGGUCAUCGGUUUGCCGCUCUGGCAGGUGCAGGGUCGGUCUAUCUACUUAUGAUCAUCGCCGCGCAUGGCAUGUACUCUCAGAUUGGCAGGACCAAGCAGGCCACCAUCUGGACCAUGUGCAAUUGCUUGCGAUGGCCAAAUCCUGACACUCUAAUAGGCCAGCAUAUUCUUGGACGACUGAUUCCUCUAGCCAGUGGGCUGUCAUCCAACAUUGAUUGCCGGGAUUUUGUAUCCUCCGACAAGUUCUUUAGUAUGUUCAUAACCAACACUUUUCGCUCCGUGGAUCGUCAUUCAGAAUCAUGGGCGCCUUGUAUGACACCCUUGACUUCUCCCUUAACUGAGCUGGAGCAAGGCAUGACUGGCGUAGACCUGAUGGUGCAGAACAUCCUAACGACAGCGUCCUCCACUUGUUCCACUCGACCACCGUCCACUCGAGCACCGUCACCUAUGGAUGAUUCCGACGAUGAACAUCACGCAACCACAAUAGGUGUCUGCGAGAACUCUGAUAAUAAUGAUGAUCUUUUUAUGGUGGACGCUCAAUCCAAAAAGUUCUAUACACCUGAUUCCAGUUCACCUAACUACUUGGUAUUUGACACUGAUUUCCGUCCUCAAGCCAAAAAGAACAGAAAGGCUCCUUAUCCCAAAACUGAUCCCAAGGAGCGAUUAGUUUGGACGGACGAGCAGCGACACUAUGCAGGUGAUGCAUGGGUUGCCAAGACCUUAGAAAACUUUGAGGAGGGUAUUCAAGAGCAUUACAACAAGGACGGUGUCAAAUUCGCGAACUCCUAUAUUUAUCUAAGUCGCUCUGCCUUUGAGGGUAAGGAGAUUCGUCUCAAUUCUAAGGAGGGUGAGCUAUUGGCCUUCAUAGCCAGUGAUAUGUCGCAAGACAUGAAGGACACCCUGGAGCGUGGUUUGCGCUCGGUCAUUUUUUCAGACGGUUCUCCAGAGUAUGAACUUCAAUCUAUGGAUUCCUCAGCUUCAACGGGGCAACACCAGUUUCCCUGUAUUCAUUUUUCAAGGUAUGCUCGGCAUAUUACCCGCGGAGACGAUGCACCUACCAAUAUUCAUCCUUUGUUUCUAUACAAGGUUGAGUGUGGACACACAAAUCAUCAUCAAUUCACGCCGUACUUCUCCAAAGAAUUGUGGGAGCAUGAGGAAGAGUACGAUAGCCUGAGUAAAGUCUUUGAAGAGUUUUGUGAAUGGAUGCAAGCUAAACGGCUGCCAGAAGUAUACAAAAGCCUUGAAAUAUUUGCUGAGGUGCUUCCUGGCAGAGAGGUCUCACCCUGUCAUCCAUUCACUAGCAUGGUUCUUAACGUGAACGUUGUUACGCAUGUUCAUCGUGAUGUCAAGGACUUGAAGGCAUGUUUAGUUUUGGUGCUUGGUGACCAUACUGGUGGGGACCUGUGCUUGGUAGAGCCCGGUCUGGUCUUCCCACUUCGUGCUGGGGACCUGGUGGUAUUUCAUUCUGGAGAUGUCACUCACUUUAAUCUUCACUACCGAGGAGAAAGGGCCUCUCUUGUCCUCCAUUCAGAUGCUGAAGGAAAACAUUGGCAGGAGGAUCAGAUGGGCUGGAAGGAUAAUGAUUAUAUGGCUGUAGCAUAG